UCUACUACAAUGCUUUUUUUUCUGCUCUCGCUAGUUUAUAGCACUGAUUUAUCAAGUAACGAAAUCAUCAUUGCCUUUUUCACUCUCUAUGUAUUAUACACUGUAAUUCGGUCUGUCUCUAGUUUCGAGAUUUCCCACCUCGGUUCACCGUGCAUGAGGUCAACUGGGCCCGCAUCCUUCCGAGUCACCGGUGCACCGAUACCGCCACGACAACAACAACAACAACAACCAGUCAUGUCACAUCCGCUCAACAAUCCGAACCCAACUGCCCGCCUGCCUCCGAUCCUUCUCUUCAUCGUCGCCGUCCAGGAGAACCGGGCCGGUCUCGCCGCCUCCUCCGUUCGAUUACUGGCUCCGACGGAGGCGAUCGCCGUCGCCAAUAUCGCACUACGACUACCGAUGCGUUCCGACGUAUCGCUGACCACCGCCCGUAAACUUACUCCGGCUCUCCACUCGCCGAGAGUCUCUCCGAGCCGAGAUGAGCCAGCCUGGAUCGCCUCGUCGAGAAGACUCGCGGAGCUGCUUUCUCAGCUGACCGUGUAACGGAUCGCAUGGCACCUGGACCGUAUCAAAGCUGAAGGAACGAUCGUCGAUCGGUCGACAAGUCGGCUGGAGGGGUGGAUUCGGUGCGGAUCGACUACCGGGUCGUCGGAUGGCGCGGCGUUGCGACGCCGCAUUGCCUCGGCAUUAUAUCUGUACCGCCGUGAGGCGCGACGCUCUUUAUAUGCCUCGUAAAAUAGUAUUGUGGCUGUAAUAUAAACGUGUAAUCCUAGGCACGUGUGAGGUGAUGUAGCCUUGCGUGUGGCCCGUUAAUUCUUAUUCACAAUCCUGAAAAUUUUCUCAUUUUAAGGCACGAGGUACAUUUUCCACACACCUGGAAAAUCUGGAAAACCUAGAAUUUUAUGCGGAUUUUUAAUUUGUUCUUGGGAAAAACUGAUAAUAUCGGUUUUCCGUCGUGGAAAUUAGAAAUGAUUUUUUGAGCUAACAAAUUUACGUUUUCUCUCCCCGAAAACAAAUUGACUUUUUAAAAUUCAC
Molecule: messenger RNA, 1035 nt
Organism: Neodiprion fabricii
Lineage: Eukaryota; Metazoa; Arthropoda; Insecta; Hymenoptera; Diprionidae
Exons: 4
Coding region: 10-543 (177 amino acids)
Source: RefSeq, a predicted model, not a curated record